CAAACGACCGCUUUAGGCCAUUUUCCCAUCUGCUUUCUGCAUUCAAUCAGUUUAUAGCUGUAUAAAGGCAAAAAUUAUUAUGGAUAACUACACACAUGGAAUAAAUUACUACUAAUAUUCAUAUUUAAUCGCAUAAUUGACGUUUGUAUUAGAUCUGUUCCGUUGUGUGCACCCAGCAUUCAAUUGUAGGUUUCUUCAAACAAAAAGCUGAGAUUUUGAUAAGAACAUGGAAUCAUCCUCUGGGGCAGCGCCAGAAUUUGAUUAUCUGUUCAAGCUGUUGAUGAUUGGAGAUUCCGGGGUUGGAAAAAGUAGUCUUUUGCUGAGUUUCACUUCUGAUGCUUUCGAGGAGCUCUCUCCAACAAUCGGAGUGGAUUUUAAGGUAAAACACUUAACGCUUGGAGGAAAGAAAUUGAAGCUUGCAAUCUGGGACACAGCUGGGCAGGAAAGAUUUCGAACUUUGACUAGUUCCUAUUACCGAGGUGCUCAAGGAGUCAUCAUGGUAUAUGAUGUGACACGACGAGACACCUUUACGAAUCUUUCUGAUAUAUGGGCUAAAGAAAUUGAUCUCUACUCCACAAAUCAAGAUUGCAUCAAGAUGCUAGUUGGCAACAAAGUAGAUAAGGAGAGUGAAAGGGUUGUCAGCAAAAAAGAAGGGAUCGACUUUGCAAGGGAAUAUGGCUGCCUCUUCAUUGAAUGUAGUGCCAAAACUCGUGUCAACGUGGAGCAGUGUUUUGAGGAACUCGUCUGGAAGAUCUUGGAUACGCCAAGUCUCUUGGCGGAGGGCUUAGCUGGUAAUAAAAAGAACAUUUUCAAGCAGAAGCCUCCCGAAUCUACAGAUACAUCCAGCAGUUGCUGCUGACUCUUUUAUCCAAGUGGCAUAUGCAACUCAUAUCUUGCAUAAUUUCACUCUCCACCAGAUUGAACAUACAUUUUUAUACAAAUAUAACAAAUUUGCAAUGAUAUUUGUUCGAAACUUCCAUUUGAGCAA
Salvia splendens (bonfire salvia) is the source of this 988-nucleotide messenger RNA. Its product is annotated as ras-related protein RABC1. The transcript is spliced from 7 exons. NCBI's taxonomy places the organism in Eukaryota, Viridiplantae, Streptophyta, Magnoliopsida, Lamiales, Lamiaceae. The coding region runs from base 227 to 859 and encodes 210 amino acids. Gene Ontology annotation, molecular function: GTP binding; GTPase activity. The record is from RefSeq and is a predicted model, not a curated record.